This is a messenger RNA of [Torrubiella] hemipterigena, 4186 nucleotides long. NCBI's taxonomy places the organism in Eukaryota, Fungi, Ascomycota, Sordariomycetes, Hypocreales, Clavicipitaceae. The record is from the annotation of a GenBank genome assembly.
CCCACACGCUGCAACCCAUGAACCCACUGCAACAAUACGGUUCGUCAUCGCCGAAACACAGCAUCGAUUCUAUUCAGCCGUGGUAGUCAUGAUUUAGCGCGGGCCACAGCGGUUGCGAGUUUUCUUUUCUUGGCUUGUGGCUGUCCCUUGUCUGAGCACACACCCUGCGCACCCAAACCAUCUAUCCGCGGACUCUGGAUCCUGUUAUAUAGAGCCAUCGCCCAUCACCACAACAAGACUGUCUUCCGGAUCUAAGUACACAGUAUCCUACUCGAAUACAAAUGUAACAAUCUCUAUUCACACAGACAACUCCCCCUUUAUAUUCCACAACUACUAUUUACAACACCCUGUCGACCUACUCCCUUACCCGCCAGAUCCUCCAAAAAUGACGUCAAUGGAAGCAGAGUCCGUAGCGACCAUCCUCUGCACCUCCAAGCAGACUAGGUUCCACGUCGAGACUACAAAUUAUAGAGAGCUUGACGUGGAUGGCCUCACUAUUGUGGUGGGUAGCGGCUCCAAGCCUGCAUCAAAGCUUAAGUCUCGUUCCAAAGCAGCCCGUGGCGACGGUCUCGAAAUCCUCAAUGACGCCCAAUUAAAGCUGAAAGAAGGCCAAAGAUAUGCCUUGAUCGGACGCAAUGGCACUGGCAAGUCAAGUACGCAUCUCUACCCCCUUCCAUGCUUGGCCAGCUUUAUUUACUCGUGUCUCUUAUAAUAGCAUUGCUGAGAGCAAUUGCUGAUAAACUGAUCCCCGGCAUCCCUGAGGGCACGAGAAUGGCUAUUCUCCAGCAAACAAGAUUAUCCGACGAAGACGAAGAUUCCACCGUCAAAGAUAAACCUCAAGAUUCGAUUACUACUCUUGAGGAGGUAAUUGAGAAAGCCACUUUUCGAAAUGUUGUCGAGCAAGAAAUAAAAAUUCUUUCUCAAGGAGUCGACUCUACCAAUGCAUUUGCACCGCUUCGUGCAUUGCGACGUCUGAAGCAUGAGAGAAUUCAGAAGAAUCACUUUCUCUUGGACAAGGACGCUCGUUUGCGAAGUGGUGAACGAGGACUGGCAGCAAGAAAAACCCUUGUUGCUUUCGAAGCGGUAGUUGCCGAGUCUGAAGCGCUGAUGCAGCAGCCGGAAAGCGAAAUCUCUCCGGAAACGCUGCAAACAGAAAUACAGGAAGCCGCUGAUAUGCUCGCGGACCUCCAGCUUCAGGUUGAACCGACAAAGGUCACCGAAAUUGAAGCCAAGGCGAAGAAGAUUUUGACUGGUCUAGGAUUCACGGAUGUUACAAUGCAAAAACCUCUGAGCAGUCUCUCUGGAGGUUGGCAUAUGCGUGCAAGUCUCGCCGUGGCACUCCUCCAAGAUGUUGAUAUUCUCAUCCUCGAUGAACCAACCAACUUCUUGGACUUGCUGGGCAUUAUAUGGCUACAGAAACAUCUGGAGUCUCUGGAAGAUGUGGAAAAGGCACCAACCCUCAUUCUAGUGUCCCACGACCGCGACUUUACCCUGCUCUGUACCGACCUGAUGAUUCUCAAGGAUAAGAAGCUCACGUACUUCCACGGCGAUUUGCCAACUUAUGAAUCGUCACAAUCAGAAAGAAAAGCGUGGCUCAUAAAGAUGAAAGAAGCCCAGAAGAAACAGCGAGCCCAUAUGGAAAAGACUAUCGCCAACAAUCUCAAGGCCGGCAAAGCUAAUGACGACCAGAACAAGAUUCGACAGGCUAAGUCCCGCCAAAAGAGGCUAGAUGAUCGCAUGGGCAUGCAGAAGAACGCUCGAGGUGGAAGAUUCAGACUGAACGAUCAGGCAGGAUACUUCUAUACCCAGCGACAGGAAAUCGAAAUUCCUCCAGACGAUCCACCCGUCAUCAUUGUGCUUCCCGAACCGCCAGACCUUCGGUUCCCAGGCUCCCUCCUAUCACUUGAAAAGGCCAGCUUCAGAUAUGCACCGAAGCUACCCUUAAUUAUCCAAGGUGUCAACCUCACUAUUGGUAUGGGUGAUCGUGUCGGCAUCUUGGGACUCAACGGGUCCGGCAAAUCAACACUGAUUAAGUUACUCGUGGACGAAUCGCGGCCUUCUGUUGGAACCGUGACUACACAUCCUCGCCUACGAUUAGGAUACUACUCGCAGCACGCGGUAGAAGCAUUGAAGAAGCUCGGAAAGGAAGACGAAACUCUCACUGCCCUUAGUCUAUUAACCAAGGAGGUAGAUGGGGCUCUGAAAGAAGGAGAAAUCCGUGGUCUCCUUGGAGAACUUGGUCUUCCUGGCCGCUUUGCAUCCGAUGUGCCUAUUGGCAAACUGUCUGGCGGCCAGCUUGUGCGAUGUGAGCUGGCUCGUCUCUUUUGGCAGCGCCCCCACUGCCUAGUUCUUGACGAAGUCACUACCCAUCUCGACUACGAGACUGUCACUGCUCUGCGAGAGGCCUUGAGUGACUGGGAGGGUGCUGUUGUGUUAGUUAGCCACGACAGAUGGUUCAUGCGCGGUGUCAUCGAAGGCCAGAUUGACGAAGAAGAUGAAGACGGUAGCAUCAGCAGCGAUGAGGAAGAUAAGCCGUUUAGACGGCGGGUAGUGUACCGACUUUUGAAGGGCGAGCUGGUGACAUUGGAGAAUGGCGUGGACGAAUUUGAACGUAUUAUGGAGAAGCGGGUGAUUAAGCUGCAAAACUCAUAAUUGCAGUUUUCAUCAUUUGCGUACUGUAUGAUAUAUAACCGACUUUUAAUUCUAAGCGGAAGCAACGCUUGCAUCUACAAAAAUUUUGAGCCUCGGUACCUGUUCCUUCUUGACUGUCAUAGAGCCUCCUUUGGGCAGCUCUACUAUGCUUCCGUCAAUGCAUACCUUGCGCCACCUUGGAGUUUCCUCUGUAGUGGUUAUGCGAACUUCUUCAAUUUCUUCAUAACCAACCUCUUCACCAUCUUCCCAUUUCAUGCCGACAUGUUUGCCAUUAUCAUAGGCUUUCAUCAUGACUUCCAUGGUUCUUUCGCCACCAAUGGCACCAAAAUGAAUCAACUUGAGCGUGCCAUCCAAGGGCUCACUGUCCGGCGCGAUGGUGAAUGUCUUCUCAAGGUUAGAGACCAUGGCUACAAGAAUAUAGGCAUGGCUUGCUCGUGCCACAGGCUUGAAGUCACCACCGGGCGCUCGAACCUCAAGCGUUGCGAGGUACGGAUGUGACUCUUUCAAGAGAUUUCCAGCAACCAUACCGAAACGCUUGUCCCCGUGCGCACGAUACUCUGGAGUAUCGCUCUCAUAGAGAAUGCUGGCGUGGAAUCCAUAACUUGCCACAAUGGUGCCAUACAUGCGUGAGACUUGCGAGUCCUGGCUUGUCGCCGCUCCGUCUUCCGCUUGCGCCUGAGCCGUGAAUGAUGUCUUGACAGAGCCGUCGGAAAAGCUAGCACGGAAGUAGGGCAGAUCAACUGUCGAUCCUAGAAACAGCGUACGUAGUGCAUGUACGGUUUGCGAUGCUUUCGACUUGCUGUAUAGCGGGCGAUGGGAUGAGUGGAAGAUGGCGUUGCCAGUGCCAAAGGGCAAUACGGCCAGGAGCGGAAGCGGAGCGUCAGCCUUGGGGGUAUAGUUGUUUAGUAGAUCGAUGAUGCCGCCAUCUCCGGAUAUAACCACCACUGUAUUAUGGCGGGAGUCUCUGGAGCUCAGGUUCUUGGCAACGUUGGCAACACUGUGCUCGUCUUUGGUGAUGACGACGUUUGCUGCUAGGCUGGACCCUGUCAACUCUUCCGAUACUCGUGAUAGUAGAGGCUGUAGAAUAGAUCCCCAGAAUGGCAGUGCUUUCCCUGUACCAGCCCUUGUUGAAACGACAAUGUCUAAUGAGUGGUCGUCUUUGUGCGUAAGAUGCUGCGGAAAGCUGGCGAGGACCCGGCUGGACGGGGUAUCAAUCGGGAGGGAGGCGGCAGAAUGGAAGCUAAGUUUGAAAGGGCUCUCUUUAUUCUCCUCUUCUUCCGAUAGCACGCAAACUAGGUAUUCCUGCUUUGAGGCCGCUUGGAUGAAGAAGAGGAGCUCGUCGGGACAUAUUGAGCUUGUUUCGCCCCGCGUGCUAGUGACGGAUAUGGCAGGGGCAUCCAUUUUGAAGCCGGACUUUUUUAUUUAUGCUAUAGUAUAAGCAGUCGAGGAUUGUCUGGUAAAAUAGGGUAUAUUUUAGUGCAGGAAUAAAAAGUUGCACCGGGUGGGUGUAGAGUGAUUAAAAUGCUAGCGUGGA